This is a messenger RNA of Cheilinus undulatus (humphead wrasse), 2893 nucleotides long. RefSeq names its product spermatogenesis associated 5 (gene afg2a). NCBI's taxonomy places the organism in Eukaryota, Metazoa, Chordata, Actinopteri, Labriformes, Labridae. Bases 58 to 2754 code for a protein of 898 amino acids. Gene Ontology annotation, cellular component: cytoplasm. The record is from RefSeq and is a predicted model, not a curated record. The transcript has 17 exons. Gene Ontology annotation, molecular function: ATP hydrolysis activity; ATP binding.
CGCUUAGUGUUUACACAUGUUUGCAAGUUCACGUGGGGAAGAUUUUCACAAUUUAAAAUGUCCACAAAGAAAAAUAAAAGUAAGUCGAAAAAGGCGAGUGAAGGAGACAGCUCUCUCGUCCUGAAGGAAGGCUCAAAUGACUCCUCCAACCUGCAAACAUCACUUCACGAAGGAGGAAGCAGCAGAAGUUUAAAUGGCAAUUCAUUAAUAGUCAUGGAUUUUAUUGACAAAGCUGAUGACAAAACGCCAAGAUGUUGCAGAUCAACUUUAGCACAAAUGAGCCUCAAUUCAAUGAAGUCCGCCAGCGUCUGCAUCGGAAGACCAGUCCUACUGAAGAGUCCCACAGGACAGCAAGAGGUGUGUUUAGGAUGGCCAGUUGCAGCUUUUCCCAGUGGGAAAGUUGGUCUUCAGAGAUGUGCUCAGAGUAACCUCAGGGUGAAGUCAGGGGAUGAGGUGACGCUGCACCCACUGACAGGUCCUGUUCUUCAAGUGGAGGAGGUGACUCUCUCCAACAGAUCAAAAGACGACACACUAGAGACGGAUGAGUUUAAAAACUUCUUCCUGAGGUCUCUGGUUGGGACCAUCAUUUUGCCUGGAAAUGUCAUUCCCCUGACCUACUUUGGCCGUUCAUGCAGUCUCAGGGUCGAGGCCAUCAGAGGGGAGGAUGGUGUCACCCUCCACAGACCGUCUCCUCCACCGGGCCUGAGCCCUGACACGGAGGAGUCCUCUGUGAUGAACUCAGUGCUGGACUCCUCAGCAGUUGACCUCUCUCUGCAGCUCAGCCAACUCACUGUGGAUGACAACAACACUGAAGAGACACCAAGCACGCCUGCAGAGCCUGGGCCUUCAGCCAGCACCCCACGCCGACCAGCUCUUCUCUCCCCUCUCUCCUCAACCCCUGCUCCUUCCUACAGCUCCCAGAAUCCUCCCACAGAGGGCUCAGCAGAGGAUGCUGUCAAUCUAGAGAGCUCACUCAGCUCAGAGAGAAUCCCCACAGCUCCCCCUGGUGGUGCUUUGAGUACUGACACCUUCUACUGCCUCUCCUGUUCCACCAAAGUCAGCUUCAGGGACAAUGCAGGGAAGAAAGAGAAAGAUAAAGAAGCUAAAAGCUCUAAAGUCACAUACAGCAUGAUUGGCGGGCUCAGCAGCCAGUUGGAUGUCAUCAGAGAGACCAUUGAGCUUCCACUGAAACACCCUGAGCUCUUCUCCAACUAUGGGAUCCCACCUCCCCGAGGAGUUCUUCUGUACGGUCCCCCAGGUACAGGAAAGACUAUGAUUGGCCGAGCCAUAGCCAAUGAGGUUGGAGCACACAUGACGGUGAUCAAUGGCCCAGAGAUCAUGAGCAAAUUCUACGGUGAAACAGAAGCAAGGCUGAGGCAGAUUUUUACUGAAGCAUCUCAGAGACAGCCUGCGAUUAUCUUCAUCGAUGAGCUUGAUGCUUUGUGUCCAAAGAGAGAAGGAGCUCAGAAUGAGGUGGAGAAACGAGUUGUUGCUUCUCUGCUGACUCUGAUGGAUGGGAUUGGUUCAGAGGGUCACUCAGGUCAGCUCUUGGUCCUGGGGGCCACAAACCGACCCCAUGCUCUUGACCCUGCACUGCGCCGACCAGGACGCUUUGACAAGGAGCUGGAGGUUGGAGUUCCCGGUGCUGUGGAGCGUGCAGAUAUUUUGCAGAAGCAGUUGAGUUUGGUGCCUUGCAGCGCCUCAGCUGCCGAGGUAAUGCAGCUGGCUGACGUUGCCCACGGAUACGUAGGAGCCGACCUCGCUGCUGUUUGCAAAGAAGCAGGUUUGCAUGCCCUAAGGAGAGCCCUGGGAGGUUCCCACCAACCAUCAGACCAGCAGCUGAUGGGAUCAGUGACCGUCACUCUGCAGGAUCUCCAGUGGGCCAUGUCUGUUGUGAAGCCGAGCGCGAUGAGGGAGGUCGCCAUCGAUGUCCCCAGGGUUCGCUGGUCUGAUGUCGGUGGGAUGGAGGAGGUGAAGCUGAAGCUCAAGCAAGCUGUAGAGUGGCCCCUGAGACAUCCCGAAGCCUUUACCCGAAUGGGGAUCCAGCCUCCGAAAGGAGUCCUGCUCUAUGGGCCCCCGGGGUGCUCCAAGACCAUGAUAGCAAAGGCUCUGGCUAAUGAGAGUGGGCUCAACUUCCUGGCAAUUAAAGGUCCAGAAUUGCUGAGCAAGUAUGUUGGAGAGUCUGAACGCGCAGUCAGAGAGGUGUUUCGGAAGGCGAGGGCCGUCGCUCCUUCCAUCGUCUUUUUUGAUGAGAUUGACGCUCUUGCCUGUGAAAGAGGAAGCUCCUCAGGCUCAAGCGGUGUAGGAGACCGGGUCCUGGCCCAGCUCCUGACAGAGAUGGACGGCAUCGAGCAGCUCCGGGACGUCACUGUGCUGGCCGCCACCAACCGGCCCGACAUGAUCGAUAAGGCUCUCAUGCGUCCAGGUCGCCUCGACCGGAUCGUCUAUGUGCCUCUUCCAGAUGUUCCAACUCGACGUGAAAUAUUUUCUCUCCAGUUCCGCAACAUGCCGGUGGCCCAAAAUGUGUCGGUUGAUGAGCUGGUGGCUAGGACCAACAAGUAUUCAGGGGCAGAGAUAACAGCAGUAUGCAGAGAGGCUGCCCUCCUGGCCCUACAAGAGGACAUCAAAGCUCAGCACGUCCAGGCCAGACACUUUGAAAGUGCCCUGAACACUGUGAAGCCCCGGAUCCCCGACUCUCUCAUACAGUCGUAUAUCAGCUAUCAGCAGCAGCACAGCGGCCUGUGCUUCUUCUGAGCACGCCACCGCGGACAAAGUCAGAACUAACACGACUAUCCUGCUAAAUGAAUGUCACUUUAGAGAACACAAGAGGAAAUUUAUGUUGACUUUUCUGUUCUAGCAGCGCUGUUUUUCUGAAAUAUGAGUCAAAGUAUGU